Trichobilharzia regenti is the source of this 558-nucleotide messenger RNA. The record is from the annotation of a GenBank genome assembly. NCBI's taxonomy places the organism in Eukaryota, Metazoa, Platyhelminthes, Trematoda, Strigeidida, Schistosomatidae.
GAAGUGAUUUGGAAAAUGGUUCAACACUGUGGACUGCACCAAACAUUCAUAAUCGUCUUCAUUCAGCAGUUAAACGAUGAUGUCGCAGGUCAAAAGAUCCACAACAGGUAGCUCAGUGAAUAGAAGAGUAAGACAGGCCUGACUACCUACUGUCACUGGUGAUAGCUCUAGUUGUUGUGAACUGGAUUAUGCGGAGAAAGAAGACAGGGAUACGUUGGUCGAACAAAGAAGACACUAGAAGAUCUGGAUUUCGCUAUAUUACACAAACUGAAAGACCUAAAGAGGAUAACCUAGACAAGUUGGCAGAAGAGGUAACUAAGAGUGAAUUUCGGGUGGACGAACAUACAGGAGAUGGGCGGGAUGAAGAAAACCAACCAAGCAAACAACAAAAAACAAGCAUCAGCCACCAACAACGCGAAAAAUCGCGGGGGGGAGGGAAGAUAAGCCUCUCUUAUUUAUCUACACAGGAUCACUUCUGCCGCAGACGGUGUGCGUGAUGAUGUCAAAACCAGUCAAGGCGGGAAAUGCAAGACAUAUCAUACAGUGGAACAGUAUUAG